Nerophis lumbriciformis (worm pipefish) is the source of this 4262-nucleotide messenger RNA. RefSeq names its product myosin 1D (gene myo1d). Gene Ontology annotation, cellular component: microvillus; cytoplasm; actin cytoskeleton. The record is from RefSeq and is a predicted model, not a curated record. Lineage: Eukaryota; Metazoa; Chordata; Actinopteri; Syngnathiformes; Syngnathidae. Gene Ontology annotation, molecular function: microfilament motor activity; ATP binding; actin filament binding. Gene Ontology annotation, biological process: endocytosis; actin filament-based movement; actin filament organization.
AUGAAGAGAAAGUAGGCACAGUUUGACUUUCAAAGGAGAAAGUUGCUAAAGCUAAAAAAAAGAAGAAAAAAAAAAGAACGCCUUCUACUGUCCCGACGGGCCGGGGCGGGGGGCGUGGCUUGAGGUGAGCAAGCCGCGCUCCUAUUGGCUGGGAGGCUCCUUCCCCGGGACGAGCGCGAGGAGGGCCAGGACAAGGAUGCGAUUGUUGUCUCGCGGCACCUCUGAGUGGACGUCGACACGCCCGUGGACACCUCGGAGGAGGGGAAAAGGACACUUUUAUCGCGCUUGGCGUGGCGGGAAAUGAGCGGGAAGUGAGACGACAGCACACCUGUUGGGACUUAAGCAUGGCCGAACACGAGAGUCCGGACUUCGGCAAGGCAGACUUUGUGCUGCUGGACAAUGUCUCCAUGGACGAAUUCAUGGCCAACCUCAAGCUCAGGUUCGAGAAGGGGCGGAUCUACAGCUACAUCGGCGAGGUGGUGGUGUCGGUCAACCCGUACCGCGCCAUGAACAUCUACGGCCGCGACAUCAUCGAGCAGUACAAAGGCCGCGAGCUGUACGAGAGGCCGCCGCACCUCUUCGCCAUCGCCGACGCCGCCUACAAAGCCAUGAAGAGGCGGAACAAAGACACCUGUAUUGUCAUCUCAGGGGAAAGCGGAGCAGGAAAGACGGAGGCCAGCAAAUACAUCAUGCAGUACAUCGCUGCCAUCACCAACCCCAAUCAGCGGGCCGAGGUUGAGAGGGUGAAAAACACGCUGCUCAAGUCCAACUGCGUCCUGGAGGCCUUCGGGAACGCCAAGACCAAUCGCAACGACAACUCCAGCCGCUUCGGCAAGUACAUGGACAUCAACUUUGACUUCAAGGGAGACCCCAUCGGAGGACAUAUCAACAACUACCUGCUGGAGAAGUCCAGAGUCAUCUUCCAGCAGGAAGGCGAGAGGAGCUUCCACUCCUUCUACCAGCUGCUGAAAGGAGCCCCGGAAUCACUGCUGCGUUCUCUACACGUCCAAAAGGACCCAAAGAGCUACAACUACAUCAAAGUGGGAGGCCAGAUAAAGUCGUGCAUCAACGACGGCGCCGAUUUCAAAGCCGUGGCCGAUGCCAUGAAGGUGAUCGGCUUCACGGGGGACGAGAUCCAGACGGCGUACAAGAUCCUGGCCACCAUCCUGCACCUGGGGAACCUGACCUUCGACUUGGACGGCGACGUGACUUUUAUCGAGAACGCCAAGCUGACGUCGGUGAUCGGGGACCUGCUGAGCACCAAGCAGGACAACGUGGAGAAGGCCCUCCUGUUCCGCACCGUGGCCACGGGCCGCGACGUCAUCGAGAAGCAGCACACGGCGCAGGAGGCCAGCUACGGACGAGACGCGCUAGCUAAGGCCAUGUACGAGCGUCUCUUCUGCUGGAUCGUGGGACGCAUCAAUGACAUCAUCGAGGUGAAGAACUACGACGCCAGAGUCCACGGGAAGAACACGGUCAUCGGGGUGCUGGACAUCUAUGGCUUUGAGAUCUUCCAGAACAACAGCUUCGAGCAGUUCUGCAUCAACUACUGCAACGAGAAGCUGCAGCAGCUCUUCAUCCAGCUGGUGCUGAAGCAGGAGCAGGAGGAGUAUCAGCGGGAAGGAAUCCCCUGGAAGCACAUCGACUACUUCAACAACCAGGUCAUUGUGGACCUGGUGGAGCAGCAGCACAAGGGCAUCUUCUCCGUGCUGGACGAGGCCUGCAUGAACGUGGGCAAGGUGACGGACGAGCUCUUCCUGCAGGGACUCAACGUCAAGCUGGCCAAGCACGCUCACUACACCAGCCGCAAGCUCUCACCCACCGACAAGAGUUUGGAGUUUGAUCGAGACUUUCGCAUCAGACACUACGCUGGAGAUGUGGCAUACUCAGUGGUGGGUUUCAUCGACAAGAACAAAGACACCUUGUUCCAGGACUUCAAGCGGCUGCUCUACAACAGUUCCAACGUGGUGUUGAAGGCCAUGUGGCCCGAAGGCAAGCUGGGCAUCACGGAGGUCACCAAGCGGCCGCUCACCGCCGCCACGCUCUUCAAAAACUCCAUGAUCUCGCUGGUGGAGAACCUGGCCUGCAAGGAGCCCUACUACGUCCGCUGCAUCAAGCCAAACGACGUCAAGUCGCCGCUCAUCUUUGAGCGUCAGCGCUGUCGCCACCAGGUGGAGUACCUGGGCCUGCUGGAGAACGUGCGAGUGCGCCGCGCGGGUUUCGCCAACAGACAGACGUACCCGCGCUUCCUGCAGAGGUACAAGAUGAUUUCCGAGUUCACCUGGCCAAACCACGACCUGCCCUCAGACAAGGACGCCGUCAAGAAGCUCCUGCAAGGUUGCGGCUUUGACCACGACGUGGCCUACGGCAAUACCAAAGUCUUUGUCCGCACUCCGCGCACACUCUUCAGCCUUGAGGAGCAGCGCACCGAAAUGCUUCAAAGAAUCGUCCUCUUCCUCCAGAAGGUGUGGAGGGGCACCAUCGCCAGGAUCCGGUACCGGCGCAUGCGGGCGGCCCUGGUCAUCCUGCGGGCCUACCGGCACUACAAGGUCAAGUCGUACAUCCGCGAGGUCAACCGCCGCUUCCGGAACGUGCGCUCCAUGAAGGACCACGGCAAGCGCGUCAAGUGGCCCACGCCCCCCAAGGUCCUGCGCAGGUUCGAGGAGGCGCUCAGGAGCAUCUACAACAGGUGGUGGGCGUGGACGCUGAUCAAAGGGCUGACUGCAGAGGAGGCCCUGCAGGUGAGGGCAAAGGUAGCCUGUCUAGAGGCCCUCAAGGGCCAGAGGGUGGACCUGGGCCUGCAGCGAGCCUGGGAAGGAAACUACCUGAAGCGAGAUAGUCCCGGCAGCGUCUCUUCCUUCACGCUGGUCUCCAGCGAGCUGCAGCGUAAAGACAAGUUCAUGAGGGUCCUCUUCGCGUGCCACGUGCGCAAGAUCAAUCGCUUCCACAAGGCGGAGGACAGAGCCGUGCUCAUCACAGACCGCCACCUGUACAAGAUGGACCCCCUGAAGCAGUACAAACCCAUGAAGAGCAUCCCCCUCUACAACGUGACGGGCCUGAGCGUUUCACCGGGGAAGGACCAGCUGGUGGUGUUCCACACCAAGGACAGCAGAGACCUGGUGGUGUGCCUGCAGGGCCUGGUGCCCGCCCACGAGAGCCGCAUCGGCGAGCUGGUCGGCGCUCUGCUAAGCCACUUCAAGAGCGAGCGCAGGAAGCUGCAGGUGAACAUCGUCAGCCCCAUCCAGUGCAGCAUGAACGGCAGGAAGUGCUCCGUGGUGGUGGAGCCCAAGAUCAACCAAUCACAGCCUGACUUCACCAAGAACCGCUCAGGCUACGUGCUAGCUGUACCCUCCAACUGAUGCUAGUUGGACCCCCAAAUGAUGCUAGCUUUACCCCCAACUGAUGCUAGCUGUACCCUCCAACUGAUGCUAGCUGUACCCUCCAAUUAAUGCUAUCUGUACCCCCCAACUGAUGCUAGCUGUACCCCCCACUGAUGCUAGCUGUACCCUCCAACUGAUGCUAGUUGGACCCCCAAAUGAUGCUGGCUGUAACCACCAACUUGAUGCUAGCUGUACCCUAACUGAUUGUAGCUGGAGCCCCAACUGAUGCUAGUUGUACCCCCAAAUUAUGCUAGUUGUACCCCCAACUGAUGCUAGCUGUACCCCCAACUGAUGCUAGUUGGACCCCCAAAUGAUGCUAGCUGUACCCUCCAACCGAUGCUAGCUGGACCCCCAAAUGAUGCUAGCUGUAACCACCAACUUGAUGCUAGCUGUACCCUAACUGAUUGUAGCUGGAGCCCCAACUGAUGCUAGUUGGACCCCCAAAUUAUGCUAGUUGUACCCCCAACUGAUGCUAGCUGUACCCCCAACUGAUGCUAGUUGGACCCCCAAAUGAUGCUAGCUGUAACCACCAACUAAUACUAGCUGUACCCCCAACUGAUGCUAGUUGGACCCCCAAAUGAUGCUAGCUGUAACCACCCAAAUGAUGCUAGCUGUACCCCCAACUGAUGCUAUCUGUACCCCAACUGAUGCUAGCUGGACCCCCAAAUGAUGCUGGCUGUAACCACCAACUUGAUGCUAGCUGUACCCUAACUGAUUGUAGCUGGAGCCCCAACUGAUGCUAGUUGGACCCCCAAAUUAUGCUAGUUGUACCCCCAACUGAUGCUAGUUGGACCCCCAAAUGAUGCUAGCUGUAACCACCAACUAAUACUAGCUGUACCCCCAACUGAUGCUAGUUGGACCCCCAAAUGAUGCUAGCUGUAA